UUUUUUUUUUCUUCUCUUUGGCUCGAGUCACAAUGCACACUCUGCCUCCAGUGCCGAUGGCACUCGUCAACCAGGCGCAAGGCAUGGUGCAAAACAUUGGCCCGCAGCUGUCCAAGAUCACUGCUGCCGCCAAGUCGCUCUUCACCAACAAAUACGAGGACUUGCGCAACCUGCUCGAGGGCAACAACCAGAAGGAGAAGCUCGACGCGAUGCGCAAAAUCAUUUCCAACGUCGCGAAAGGCCACGACAUGUCCGAUCUCUUCCCGUCCGUCGUCAAGAAUGUCGUCAACACUUCAGUCGAAAUCAAAAAGCUCGUCUACGUCUACCUCGUGCGCUAUGCCGAGCAAAACCAAGACCUGGCACUGCUGUCCAUCAACACGUUCCAGAAGGACUUGAAGGACUCCAACCAACUCAUUCGCGCGUCGGCUCUCCGUGUCAUGUCCAGCAUCCGCGUGGAGGUGAUUGUGCCCCUGUUGAUGCUCGCCAUCCAGCAGGUCGUGACAGACAUGUCUGGCUAUGUUCGAAAGCAUGCCGCCUACGCCAUCCCGAAGCUGUACGCACUGGACAACGACCAGAAGGAUCAGCUGAUUGACGUCAUCAAGAAGUUGCUCCAGGACAGCUCGACCCUGGUGCUCGGCUCGGCUGUGAUGGCCUUUGAAGAAGUCUGCCCCGAACGCCUCGACCUCAUCCACCCUCACUACAAGAAGCUUUGCACGCUGCUUGUUGAUAUUGACGAGUGGGGCCAGGUCGCCGUCCUCACCAUGCUCACACGGUACGCUCGCACCCAAUUCCUCGAUCCCAACGCGUACGAGACCGAGGUCGCCGCGCUCGAGCAGCAGCAGCUUCAGGCCCAGCACGCCGCCGGCAUUGUGACCCAGCACCGCGUCGGAUUGUCCGUGACCCACCAAGCAGCCGCCCCGGCUGGCACUGUGCCGCUCUCCAAGAGCAGCACUCGCAACUUUUACUCGGACGACGACGAGUCGGACGAGGACGAAGCCGCAAAGAGCAAGAAGGGCAAGGGCAAGGGCAAGAAGAGUGCCAACGACGACGACGACGAGGAGGACGACGAUGACGAAGCGGAGGGCGCUGCCAAGAAGGAUUCCGCCGCCCUGCCCCUCCCCGCCAAGAAGCACUACACGAUGGACCCAGACCACCGCUUGCUGUUGCGCUCGGCCCAACCACUAUUGCAGAGCCGCAACUCUGCCUGCGUGAUGGCUGUCGCCUUGCUCUUUUACUACCUCGCGCCUUCCGCCGAGGCUGCCAUUGUCGGCAAGUCGCUCGUGCGGCUGCUGCGCUCGCAUCGCGAGAUCCAGUACGUGGCCCUCUCGAGCUGCGCCACCAUGUCCGCCGUCAAGCCAAACAUGUUCGAGUCCUUCCUCAAGACCUUCUUUGUGCGCGCGACCGACCCCACCUUUAUUCGCUUGCUCAAGCUCGACAUUCUGUGCAACAUUGCCAACGAGGGCAACAUUGGCAUGAUUUUGCGCGAGUUCCAAACCUACGUCAAGAGCAGCGACAAGGCGUUCGUGACGGCCUCGAUCCAGGCCAUCGGCCGAUGCGCCUCGUGCAUUCCUGACGUGACCGACCAGUGCCUCACCGGACUGAUGGCGCUCGUGCAAAACCGCAACGAGGACGUCGUGGCCGAGUCGGUCGUUGUUCUCAAAAAGCUGCUCCAGCUCAACCCCACCCAGUACAAGAGCUACAUUGUCUCGUUGGCGCGCGUUAUCGACAAGGUCUCUGUGCCGAUGGCUCGCGCGUCCAUCCUUUGGCUGAUUGGCGAGUACUCGGAGCACGUCCCCAAGAUUGCUCCCGACGUGCUUCGACGACUGGCCCAGACCUUCACCCAGGAGGAGACGAUCGUCAAGCUCCAAAUCAUCACCUUGGCCGCCAAGCUCUUCCUCGUCAACGAAAAGCAGACACGAUUGCUCUUCCAGUACGUCCUCAGCCUCGCCAGCUACGACAUGAACUAUGACAUUCGAGACCGUGCUCGCCUGUUUGAGCACUAUGUCGUCUCCUUCCGAAAGAACCCACCAGCAGAAGGCACCAUCAAGAGCAAGAGCAAGGAAGUGCUUCUCAGCGCCAAGCCUGCUCCGACGCUUGUUCCGAACAAGGAUGAACGCACUCGCUUCCACAUUGGCUCGCUCUCGCACUUGACACACCAACAAGUCGCAGGCUACACGGACUUGCCCAAGUUCCCCGAAGUGGCACCCGAUCCAUCUGUUCGCGAAGUUAUUGCCGCGCCUGCGUGGAACGCCAAGAAGCCCGACACCAAGAAGAAGACACAUGAAGUCAUCAAGAAGGCCAAGGCCGACAGCUUCUACUCUGACUCGGAAGAGGAGGACGACGACUCUGACGAAGAGGAGUCUGAGGAUGAAGAUGACUUUGAGAGCAUUGAAGGGUCUGACUCUGAGGGCCAGGACAGCGCCAACGAUUCCGACGAAGACAGCGACGAGGACGAAGAAUCGGACGAAGACGACGAUGAUGACGACGACGACGACGAGGACGAAGAAUCGGAAGAGGAGUCGGAAGAAGAAUCAGAAUCGGAAGAAGAGGAAUCCGAAUCGGAGGAAGAGUCGGACGAAGAGCCCGCACCGAAAGCGAAGGCGUCCAAGCAGCAACCCGCUGCCGUUGCCACUCCGCCUGCCAAGAAGGCAUCCGCUGCCAAGAGCAACGCUGGUCCUUCUCUGCUCGACCUGUCGGAUGAUUUUGCGGCUUCGCCAUUGCCAACUGCCUCGCCGUUCCUGCUGCACGGCGCCCCACUCGCGGCGUACGCACCGGCCGCAUCGACGCCUGCUGCGGCAGUCUCGGCCACGAGCUCUUCGUUCGCGCCCGUGUAUCUCUAUGCCCCUCCCACAUCCAAGCACACCUUGCUGAAUAAGGUCACCGGCAAGGGCCUGUUUGUCGAGUAUCGCUUCACGCGCCGCGCCAGCGUUUAUUCGCAAACCAUGACUGGCAUCCAGCUGCUCUUUGAGAACACCUCUGGCGCCGCCAUCAAGGGCAUUUCGUGCGCAUCCAAGAGUGUCGAUGGUGCGGUCGAGAUUGCACCGUUCGCUGAAAUCGCUGAAUUGGGCGCUCAUGCCACUUCGGAGGCAGUGAUUGGCAUCAAUUUCAACGACAAGAGCCAGAGCGUCAAGUUCGAGCUUCGAGCUGGCGAGGACACGUUCAAGGUGUCCAUCGAGCCUGCUGUCGGUGAAGUGUUGACCGCCAUCCAACCCACCCUGAAGGAGUUUGAUGCGAUUCAAAACGAACUCGGCGGCAUGAACGAGUCUGUGACCAAGUUCUCCGUGGAAGACCCGUCCGCCGCGCUGGCCAAGCUCGAGUCGACCGUGGUCGAGGCUGUGAAUGUUGCCCGCAUUUUGGGCCCUGGUGGUGCGGAGGGCGACCUCGAGGACGGCCACUUCCGCUUCGCCGCCCGCACUCAAGCCUCCAGCACACCUGUCUUGCUCACCAUCAAGCUGGAUCCCUCCAGUGGUGUCGGCAAGGUGUCUAUCAACACUGAGAAGAUUGUGGUCGGCUCCAUGCUUGUGAAGGAGCUCAAGGCUGCAUUGUCAGAGCUGUGAUUUUGCAUUUCUUUUUUUCAUAUCUUUUUGUUCUUUCUUUUUUUUGCCCAUUCUGUGAAUUUUUCCGGGUUUCGUUCGUGUAUGCCCUUGUGCAAAUGUUGUCUUUUUUUUUUAAAAAAAAAAAAAUGAACAAGG
Molecule: messenger RNA, 3692 nt
Organism: Capsaspora owczarzaki ATCC 30864
Lineage: Eukaryota; Filasterea; Ministeriida; Capsasporidae
Product: AP-3 complex beta3B subunit
Exons: 9
Coding region: 33-3557 (1174 amino acids)
Biological process (GO): intracellular protein transport; vesicle-mediated transport
Cellular component (GO): AP-3 adaptor complex; membrane coat
Source: RefSeq, a predicted model, not a curated record